AUGGAACCAACAAGAAAUCAACGACCAUGGGUUGAUGGAUUAUCAGCAUCAUUGGGAUCAUCAGUUGCUAUACUUGUACUACAACCAUUGGAUUUGAUUAAAGUUAGAUUACAAGGUAGUGGAUUUGGAGUACAAACCAAGGGUGCUACAACUGUGAUAACUCCCUCUCAUAGUAAUGGUGGUGGAUUCUUUAAUACAUUUGUAUCGAUUGUUAAAAAUGAAGGAGUUGGUCAAUUUUGGAGAGGUAUCGGACCGACUAUUGUUGCCAAUGGUUUGGCAUGGGGUCUAUAUAUGCAAUUUUAUGAAAGAUUUAAAACUGGUUUAAAAGAUAGCAACCUUUUAAAUAUUAGUAGUCAGUCUCAGUCGUCGUCGACAUUAUCAUCACAAUUUCACAUAAACUUUGUGGCCGGUGUAGCAGCCGGUGUAACACAAGUAUUCAUCACCAAUCCAAUAUUUAUGAUAAAGACUAGAAUGCAAUUACAAGUACCGGGUAGUGACCGAUACUAUACCAGUUUCUUUGAUGGUGUUCGAAAGACUGUCCAAUACGAAGGAUUCUUUGGACUGUACAAAGGUGUAGUACCAGCACUUUGGUUGACUUUUCAUGGUGGCAUUCAAAUGUCUUGUUACGAUGAAAUUAAAUUAUACUUUGCAAGAUUAUCUGAUAAACCUAUUAAUAAUUUGACAUCAACAGAAAUAUUUAUAGCAGGAAGUAUAUCAAAGUUUUUAGCUAGCACUAUUUUGUAUCCAUUCCAAGUGAUCAAGACUAGACUUCAAGAUGAAAGAAAUAUAGCAACCAAGGAAAAGGGAGUCACUUACAAUGGUACUUGGGAUGUAGCCAAAAAGAUUCUAAAGGCAGAGGGUGUGAUUGGUUUCUAUCGUGGUGUCAUACCAAAUACUCUUCGUGUUAUUCCAAAUUCAUCUAUUACUUUAUUGGCCUAUGAAGAGAUUAAAAAGCUUUUCAACUCAGUUGACAAAUAA
This is a messenger RNA of Cavenderia fasciculata, 978 nucleotides long. It is a transcript of the gene mcfM, whose product is annotated as mitochondrial substrate carrier family protein. The transcript has 3 exons. Bases 1 to 978 code for a protein of 325 amino acids. Gene Ontology annotation, biological process: nucleotide transport; folate import into mitochondrion. NCBI's taxonomy places the organism in Eukaryota, Evosea, Eumycetozoa, Acytosteliales, Cavenderiaceae. Gene Ontology annotation, cellular component: mitochondrion. Gene Ontology annotation, molecular function: FAD transmembrane transporter activity; folic acid transmembrane transporter activity. The record is from RefSeq and is a predicted model, not a curated record.